This is a messenger RNA of Aspergillus welwitschiae, 2753 nucleotides long. Its product is annotated as SSH4 family protein. The record is from RefSeq and is a predicted model, not a curated record. The transcript is spliced from 3 exons. The coding region runs from base 627 to 2135 and encodes 502 amino acids. NCBI's taxonomy places the organism in Eukaryota, Fungi, Ascomycota, Eurotiomycetes, Eurotiales, Aspergillaceae. Gene Ontology annotation, molecular function: protein binding.
GUAUGACUAAUGGCCUGGCCAGACUGUCGAUACAGUAUCUUACAGGCAAGAGAUACGUCUCUGAUGUGAGAUGAUUAUUAUUGAAGAGUGACGGGCGAUUAAGUCCCUGAUCAGGCAUCCAAGGGACUCUCGAGUCCCUCAUCCCUUUUCCCUGGACUGCUUGGGACCUUGCAUGGACAGUUAUUUGGGGAGCAACUUAGUCCGCAGGCAGGCAUAUGUAGAGUGUAUCUGAUCUCAAACGUGGCCCAUCUAAUUUCUGUAUCUCCUUCAGGAGUUCACAACAUGCCUUGAGUGUUGUCAUCCGAAAGCAUCGAGCGCAUCGCCCGGAAGCGUCGCUGCCUUUCGCCCCCCACAUGCGCCUCUCUCUCUCUCUCUCUCUUCCUGGGCUUCUGCUUCUUGGUUUCUGGUCCCGACCUCCAACUCUCCCCAUUUGAACUCCCUCAUCAUCGCUCCUCAUCUCAUUCACUCCUCUUCAACUUUUCCAUCUCUCAUUCCUUCCCCUCCCCUAAACCUUUCAUCUACCCGCCAAUCUCCCUAGUGUCGCUUUCCCUCCUUAUCUAAUAAUAUUCAGUUUAGCGUUACAGCGAGUCCGUGUCGACGCAACACCUCCAACCAGUCAAUGAACGAUGCGGGGAUCUGAGGCAUCGGGGCCCGGUGCUCUCUUUGAUGCUCCCUCGACUCUUGCCACGUCCCUUGGAAUCAAUCCCACCGCUGCUUCUGAACCCCCUCCGACCGAUCCCAAACUAGUCGCCUCGAACAUUGAACAUGUCUUGUUGUCCAUGUCAGAAGGCAAUGGCGGUCUAGUCAGCGUCAGUGGCAACUCGUCGGGUUCUACCGGCAAGGGUAUCCUGAUAGGCGUCCUCUCUGCCUUUGGAUCCGCCGCCGUUGCAGUGCUUGUACUCGCCGUCUUCUUUUUCUUCAAAUACACUCAGCGUGGUAGAAUUAUUCUCGAUCGCAUCGGCCGACCGGGUGAAUUCGAUGAUGAGCAAGCGUUUGCGCGCGAGGAGGCGGAAGCCUUGGAGACGAUGGAUGACCUCACGCGAUCGGAGUAUAUGAGAGCGAAGGCAUUUAUCGAAGCCAAUCCGCCCGAGUCCGUACAAACCGACAUAUCACUCUCUCAGUUCCUCGCGAUUCAAGAAAAAGGAGUAUCGGCUUGGGAGUUUCAACCAGAAUUGGAAAUCGCCAAUUGCUUUGUCGAAGGCCGUACGGAAAUCGAGUUCUACGACUCGGAAUGCAGUGUCCAGACCAAUUUGCCCGUUCCGAAACAGAAUGACGUCUAUUACUGGGAGGCUAAGAUCUACGACAAACCUGACAAUACUCUUAUCAGUAUUGGGAUGACUACGAAACCGUAUCCUUUGUUCAAAUUACCAGGCUUCCACAAGACUUCGGUCGCAUACCAGUCCACGGGUCAUAGGAGGCACAACCAGCCAUUUGCACCAACACCUUACGGUCCUCACCUUCUGCAAGGUGAUGUGAUCGGUGUGGGGUAUCGACCACGCUCGGGUACAAUUUUUUUCACUCGCAAUGGCAAGAAGCUGGAGGACGUUGUCCACGGUCAUAAAGCGCAGAAUUUCUUCCCCACUGUUGGAGCCAAUGGGCCUUGCUCCGUCCAUGUGAACUUUGGUCAGAUGGGCUUCGUGUUCAUUGAGGCCAACGUCAAGAAAUGGGGCCUGGCCCCGAUGACGGGUAGUCUGGCUCCGCCUCCGCCUUACGGCAGCGAGCAAGGCAGCAUCCUGCUAGAGUCGGGUCGGGAGAGUGCAGCUCAGAUCUCUCAACGGGUCUAUCAGGAUGCCAAUAAUGCGCGCACCAGUUCGACUGUCCGUGUUGCGCCUUCUGCCAGUCCCGGCCCUGUGCGAUCACCCACCGAUAUAUCCCUGGCUCAGCUUGCCCACAUCCCGUCGAACGAGGACGUAGGCGAAGGAUCCAGCCGGACCAAUGUCGUCGAUGGAGAGCAAGUCCCCUUGUUGCAUACGAACGAUCUCGACCAAGUCCCGCCUCCAGAAUAUUCCAGCCCGGAUGGCAGUCGGAGAGGCAGCGAGGAUCUGCCCUUUGACGAACAGCCUCCGAUACCCAGCUACGACGCUGCUGUUGGCAACCGGGACGGUCACAGGGCGCAUCCCAACGAGAAUCGUUAGAAGGCGACCGAGGUCCUGCAACUAUUGUUAUCGUCUAUUCAUCAGUUAUUGGCGCAGCGUCUCUUUGAUGUGUAUACGGCAUGCUUCAGCCACUGGUUCUAUUUCUACUACUGUUCCCUUAUUUUAGCGGCCACGGUCGGCGUUCCACAGGCGGGAUUCUACGGGUUAGGUUUCACGGUUACGCCGCUAGAUGUGGCAAUGAUGAAUUUUACGUAUAUAGGGUCUGAUCGUUUCUGUCUUCAUUCGUCAUUUGGAUCAGUUGUCUCGAGUUAGGUCCGUGGGAACCUUUUUCAAGGUUGAAUCCCGUAAUGCCUACCCUCCCUUCGGCAUCAAUUUCUUCGAGGAGAGGCGGUCGGCAGGGGUCUUCUCGGCCUUGACCGACCGGAAGAGCGGACAAUGCUGAUCCAAUGAUGACCUUGUUUCCUUGCGCAAUUCGUGUCAAAAAUGGGUGCUCUUGAACUGGGUGGAUUUAUUGCGGUGUUUGUCUGGGAGUAUAUUUUUUCAUGGUUGAACACAUACAGUGGUUAUUUAUAUCAAUCCUUGUCUGCGCUUCCCUGUAUUUUGUGUGUAUGUGUAGCAUUCGAGUGGUCAUCUGCCCUUGCGCUGCUGGAUAACCGG